GUUGACGGGGAGAGGCGGGCCUUGGGAAGCGUCUCAUGGUCGGGGGGCGGGGGGCAAAGAUGGCGGAACUGAUGCUCCUCAGCGAGAUUGCGGACCCGACGCGUUUUUUCACCGAUAACCUGCUGAGCCCGGAGGACUGGGGUGUGCGGAAUUGCACCUUGUACACGGGCCUGGAUGAAGUGGCCGAGGAGCCCACGCAGCUCUUCCGUUGCCCGGAGCAGGAUGUCCCGUUUGGCAGCAGUUCUCUGGACCUGGGGAUGGACGUCAGCCCCCCUGAGCCCCCAUGGGACACCCUACCUCUCUUCCAAGCCACUUUCCCUCCAGAUCUGCAGGUGAAGUCUGAGCCAUCAUCCCCCUGCUCCUCCUCCUCACUCAGCUCCGAAUCAUCCCAGCUUUCUACGGAGCCCUCCAGCCAGGCCUCUGGUGUAGGGGACAUGCUGGUUGUGAAGACAGAGUCCUUGGCACCCCCACUCUGCCUCCUGGGAGAUUAUCCAGGAUCCCCAUUUGAAACCGUCCAGAUCAAUGUGGGCCCCACCUGCGAUGAUCCACCAGAUGUCCAGACCAAGCUAGAACCUGGCUCUCCAUGUUCCUCUGUCCACUCCGAGGCCUCGCUGCUCUCCGCAGAGUCCCCCGGCCAGGCUUUUGUAGGGGAAGAGAUCCUGGAGGUGAAGACAGAGUCCCCGUCCCCUCAAGGUUGUCUCCUGCGGGAUGUCUCAGGCCCCCCUCUUGGAGCCGUCCAGAUCAGUAUGGGCCCCUCCCCUGCUGGCUCCUCAGGCAAAGCCCUUCCUGCCCGGAAGCCGCCCCUACAGCCCAAACCUGUGGUGAUAACCACGGUCCCGGUACCGCCCCGAGCUGUGCCUCCCAGCACCACCGUCCUUCUGCAGCCUCUUGUCCAGCCGCCCCCAGUGUCCCCAGUUGUCCUCAUCCAAGGUGCUAUUCGGGUCCAGCCUGAGGGACCAGCCCCGCCGGCUUCCCGGCCUGAGAGGAAGAGCAUUGUCCCAGCCCCCGUGCAUGGGAACUCCUGCCCACCUGAAGUAGAUGCCAAGCUGCUGAAGCGGCAGCAGAGAAUGAUCAAGAACCGGGAGUCGGCCUGCCAGUCUCGAAGGAAGAAGAAGGAAUAUCUGCAGGGGCUGGAGGCCCGGCUGCAGGUGGUGCUGGCCGACAACCAGCAGCUCCGCCGGGAGAAUGCUGCCCUCCGGCGGCGGCUGGAGGUGUUGCUGGCUGAGAACAGCGAGCUCAAGUUAGGGUCUGGAAACAGGAAGGUGGUCUGCAUCAUGGUCUUCCUUCUCUUCAUUGCCUUCAACUUUGGCCCUGUCAGCAUCAGCGAGCUCCCUUCAUCUCACAUCUCUCCUCGGAUGAGUGGAGAGGCACCUCGGCCCCGCCGACACCUGCUGGAAUUUUCAGCACAGGAGCCACUUGGAGGAGUUGAGCCCCUGCAGGGCUCCCCCCAGGGCCCCGCGGAGCCUGCACCCAGCUCCGUUGGCCGGCCCAGCUUCAGAAACCUGACAGCCUUCCCCGGAGGCGCCGAGGAGCUGCUGCUGAGGGACCUGGACCAGCUCUUCCUCGCCUCAGACUGUCGGCACUUCAACCGGACCGAGUCCCUGAGGCUUGCUGAUGAGCUGAGCGGAUGGGUCCAGCGACACCAGAGAGGCCGACGGAAGGUUCCUCAGAGGGUCCAGGAGAGACAGAAGUCUCAGCCACGGAAGAAAUCUCCUCCAGUUAAGGCAGUCCCCACCCAGCCUCCCGGGCCCCCCGAAAGGGAUUCUGCGGGUCAGCUGCAGCUGUAUCGCCACCCGGACCGCUCGCAGCCAGAGUUCCUGGAUGCAAUAGAUCGGCGGGAAGACACGUUUUACGUCGUCUCCUUCCGCAGGGACCACUUGCUGCUCCCAGCCAUCAGCCACAACAAGACCUCUCGGCCCAAGAUGUCCCUGGUGAUGCCCGCCAUGGCCCCCAAUGAGACACUGUCGGGCAGGGGCCCCCCUGGGGACUAUGAGGAGAUGAUGCAGAUCGAGUGUGAGGUCAUGGACACCCGGGUGAUUCACAUCAAGACCUCCACAGUGCCCCCCUCGCUCCGGAAACAGCCGUCCGCAACCCCAGGCAAUGGCACCAGUGGCCCCUUGCCAGCCUCUGCCGCCAGCCAGGCCCUCUACCUCGAUCACCCUUGACCUCUGUGCUCACACUUGACCUAGAACGUGGGGGGUGGUGGGCGGGGCGACCACAUGGGACUGUUUCUGCUUUUCCUUGGGCAGCUGGGAAAGGAAAGCCAGGGUACGGAAGGUAAGCACUUGCCGGGCGGUUUGGGGUCCCCCUUCUCCCAUCCCCCCUUGGGAACACAGGGCGCCUUUCAUUUCAUGAAACCCCAGUCCCCGCUUCUCUCCCGAAGGGUGUCGAGUGAAGUUGAGUUUGGGGAGUAUGCACUUCUUUUUUAUUCUUCUGUUUUGGGGGUGGGCGUGUGGAGGUGGGCAUUGAGUCCCCAGGUGGGACAAGGAGAAUUUUUACGUUGUGGAGCUUGUUACGGGGAGGAAUGGUGGAGGAAUG
Molecule: messenger RNA, 2538 nt
Organism: Sorex fumeus (smoky shrew)
Lineage: Eukaryota; Metazoa; Chordata; Mammalia; Eulipotyphla; Soricidae
Gene: ATF6B
Product: activating transcription factor 6 beta
Exons: 18
Coding region: 36-2165 (709 amino acids)
Biological process (GO): endoplasmic reticulum unfolded protein response; regulation of transcription by RNA polymerase II
Cellular component (GO): nucleus
Molecular function (GO): DNA-binding transcription factor activity, RNA polymerase II-specific; RNA polymerase II cis-regulatory region sequence-specific DNA binding
Source: RefSeq, a predicted model, not a curated record